CUUCAAUCCUCCUUCGUGCAAUUGAAUUGAUCGCUCUUGUGGUGAUCUUUCAGGAGAUUUCCUCACUGAUCACGGCCGCUUUUUGCUAUCCUUGACACUCAUUUCCACCGAAGAGGAAGCCUCCUGCGAUUAUUAGUUAUCCUUAUCCUGUAUUUCUCUCCUAAGAAACAAAAGAACACCAUCUAUCGGCCACUAUCGACCUGGAACCGCUCUCACCUCAUAUCUUCUCGAGCGCGGCGACUCUUUCCCACCCACCCUUGCUGUCACUCGGCUCGCUUAGCGCAGUUUUGCAUGCUCAUCCAUCCCACCACCUGUCCAAGCCCGCCAGUUGUCCAGUGUCGAAUCAACUGUCGGAAAUUGAUCCAUCGCAUACUCUUCCUACACCUUCUCCUGCCAACAUUGUCGUCCGCAUCACAGUCCGAAUCGUAGCCUAUGACUAUAUCUGCCAUUGUCUGAAAACCCUAUUGCCGAUAACUACCUGCGCGAAACCAGACGACUGAGCAAGGUGGCUCUACGCCCAUUUUGCCUGCGCUGCUGGAGACAGCCGAGGAUCCGAGCCCUGUGGCACACCGAUCGCGACUGUCACGAACCCACGCCUUCCACGCCUCAUGAGGACGAAAAAUCAAUAGAGACGUCUAUCCCGUCCAUGUCUCGCCAGGACGAGACAUUGGUCGCUGCUACGGCGAUUCUGCGUGGAUUGGCCAAGGGCUCAAGCACGCAGUCUCCCCAAACUAAUGGCUUAAAACUCCCUCCUUACAGUCUUCCUGGAGAAGACACGCCUUCAAAGGAUGAAUUCGAGGCGGAAAUAGCAGCCCUUGCGAGAAGAAUACACUACCUCGAAUCCAGAGCCGACGUCGUCGGUCGGUCGCUUCCAGACACACCAGGUGAAUUUCAGAAUCCCGCUUCACCUGGGCCAUCUGAGCCUCGAAACCCACUGGGAGAGUCAUAUACUGAUCCCACCAUAGCAACCUCCGACCGAGCAUCCUUCAUCCCAAUCCAGCCAAACCGAUCCAACAGCCACAUUACUCCGACCAGCGCUGUUAGUGAAGAUGAUAUCAGCGUACUCAAGGAACAUGUGGAGAAGCAGGCCGAACAGAUUAGAACCCAACGCGAGACAAUUGCAGAGAUUAGCCGCGGCCUGCGAAAUUCUGAAGAGCAGGCAAAGCAGGCAUUUAUGCGAGUGGAGAACGAGGACGUCUCGAUGCUCGAAAGAGAGCUUCGAAAACAUCAACAAGCGAACGAAGCGUUCCAAAAAGCACUACGCGAGAUCGGUGGUAUCAUCACCCAGGUGGCUAACGGUGACCUGUCCAAACGUGUACAAAUUCAAGCGACUGAAAUGGAUGAUGAAAUUGCUGCUUUCAAGGUUACCAUUAAUACAAUGAUGGACCAGUUGGAGAUCUUUGGAAGUGAAGUGACGAGAGUCGCUCGAGAAGUCGGUACUGAAGGCAUAUUGGGAGGUCAAGCUCAGAUCAGUGGAGUGCACGGUAUCUGGAAAGAGCUGACUGAUAAUGUAAACAUAAUGGCGGCCAACCUGACAGAUCAGGUCAGAGAAAUCGCGACGGUCACCAAAGCUGUCGCUCGUGGUGAUUUGAGUCAGAAAGUGCAGAGUCGCGCCAAAGGGGAGAUCUUUGAGCUUCAACAUACUAUCAAUACCAUGGUGGACCAGCUACGGACCUUUGCAACUGAGGUGACGAGGGUAGCCAGAGAUGUCGGAACAGAAGGUGUUUUGGGCGGUCAAGCUCAGAUCGAAGGUGUUCAGGGUACCUGGAACGAAUUAACGAAAAGUGUCAAUGCCAUGGCAGAUAACUUGACCACCCAAGUACGGGAUAUCGCUAUGGUCACCACUGCAGUUGCCAAGGGUGAUCUGACUAGAAAGGUGACGGCCAGUUGCAAGGGCGAAAUUCUUCGCUUGAAGAUCACAAUCAAUAACAUGGUGGAUCAGCUCCAGCAGUUUGCUCAAGAAGUCACCUAUCUGGCGAAGGAGGUCGGGACGAACGGUGUCCUUGGGGGUCAAGCUACAGUUCAUGAUGUCGAAGGUACUUGGAAAGACCUCACGGAAAACGUGAAUGGCAUGGCCAUGAAUUUGACCACACAGGUGAGGGAGAUAGCAACAGUCACCACCGCUGUUGCCAAUGGAGAUCUGUCAAAGAAGGUGGCCGCGGAUGUCCAAGGCGAAAUCCUCGAUCUCAAGGUGACAAUCAAUUCCAUGGUGGACAGGUUGAAUACUUUCGCCUUUGAAGUCAGCAAAGUCGCAAGAGAAGUAGGGACCGACGGCACUCUUGGUGGACAGGCAAAGGUCGACAAUGUACAGGGAAAAUGGCGAGAUCUCACUGACAACGUCAACACCAUGGCUUCCAACCUCACGGGCCAGGUCCGAAGUAUUUCAGAAGUGACGCAGGCCAUUGCCGCCGGCAAUCUGGACAAGAAAAUCGAAGUUGAGGCGCAAGGAGAGAUCUUGACACUGAAGGUUACGAUCAACAACAUGGUCGAUCGCUUGGCCACUUUCGCGCAGGAGCUGAGAAGAGUGGCUCGAGACGUGGGUGUCAAUGGUAAGAUGGGUGGCCAAGCCAAUGUUCACGACGUCAGCGGUCGAUGGAAGGAAAUUACCGAGGACGUCAAUACCAUGGCCGAGAACUUGACUGCCCAGGUUCGUGCGUUUGGAGAGAUUACAGAUGCUGCAACAGUGGGCGACUUCUCCAAGCUGAUCAGUGUCGAAGCGUCUGGCGAAAUGGAUGAGUUGAAGCGCAAGAUCAACCAGAUGAUCUCGAAUCUCAGAGACAGCAUUCAAAGGAAUACAGCCGCUCGAGAAGCUGCCGAAUUGGCCAACAGGACGAAAUCCGAGUUCCUGGCAAACAUGUCUCACGAAAUCAGGACUCCUAUGAACGGCAUUAUCGGCAUGACUCAGCUCACCCUCGAUACUGACGACCUGAAGCCCCACUCGCGAGAGAUGCUGAACACGGUACAUAACCUGGCUAACAGCCUGCUGACCAUCAUCGACGACAUUCUUGACAUUUCCAAGAUUGAGGCGAACCGGAUGGCGAUCGAGGCUAUACCCUACACGAUCCGUGGCACCGUGUUCAACGCACUGAAAUCGCUCGCGGUGAAAGCACAUGAGAAGUCAUUGUGCCUGGCCUGCGACGUUGACGGUUCGGUUCCCGACUACGUGGUUGGAGAUCCAUUUCGAUUACGACAGAUCAUCCUCAACCUGGUGGGUAAUGCCAUCAAGUUCACCGAUCAGGGCGAAGUCAAGGUGACCAUCAAGAAAUCCAAAGAUCUCAUAUCUAACUGCGCAUCGGACGAAUUUCCGUUCGAGUUUGUGGUGUCUGACACUGGCAUCGGAAUUCAGUCCGACAAGCUCGACCUCAUCUUCGAUACCUUCCAGCAAGCAGACGGCUCGACGACAAGAAAGUUCGGAGGCACUGGGCUCGGACUGUCCAUCUCCAAGCGUCUGGUGAAUCUCAUGGGCGGUCAAGUCUGGGUGACCUCCGACUUUGGGCAUGGAAGCGAGUUUCAUUUCUCCUGCAUUGUGAAAUUCGCGACGGAGGAUAUCAGCGUCAUCAGUUCGCAGCUGUAUCCUUUCCGAAAGCACAAAGUGCUUGUUGUGGACAAGGGAGUUUCUCCUUUCUUCGAGCUGGUUCCGAACAUGAUUGAAGAGCUCGGUCUAGACGUUGUUGUGGUAAGAGAUGAGUUCACCAUACCCGAGCCAGUGCUUGAGAAGAAGGGCAGAUCCGAUGGCGGCUACGAUGUGAUUGUGAUUGAUCAGGUCGCGACCGCUCGCAAACUCCGAGAGUCAGACAAGUUCAAGUACAUCCCCAUGGUGCUUCUAAACCCCAGGGUGUCCAUCAACCUGAAGACCGUGCUGGACCUUGGCAUUGCUUCAUACAUGACCACCCCCUGUCAAUUGAUCGACCUGGGCAAUUGCAUGAUCCCUGCUCUGGAAGGCCGGUCAACGCCCAUCAUCAAGGACUACAAGAAAUCCUUCAAUGUCCUGUUGGCAGAAGACAAUGAAGUCAACCAGAAGGUGGCUAUCAAGAUUCUGGAGAAGUACAACCAUGUAGUAACGGUGGUAAGCAAUGGGCUGGAGGCAGUCAACGCUAUCAAGGAAACGCGAUUUGAUGUAGUCCUCAUGGACGUACAGAUGCCGGUGAUGGGUGGAUUUGAGGCAACGCGCGAGAUCCGACAAUUUGAGAAAGAGCUAGGCCUCCCCCGGACACCUAUCGUGGCUUUGACAGCGCACGCAAUGUUGGGAGACAGGGAAAAGUGCAUUCAGGCUCAAAUGGACGAGUACCUUUCGAAGCCACUCAAACAGAAUCUGCUCAUGCAGACCAUUCUGCGGGUGGCAUCGGAUCACGUUACAGACAUGUUCAGCAAGCAUGCUCGGAAGCAAUCAACCGUGACAUCGGAGGCUGCGCCUGAGAGACCGCAGCUGAAUGCCGCACCGACGAAGAUAGAGAAGGAUCCCAGCGGCCUCAGACCGCCAUUUUCAGAGAGGUCGAUCACCACAUCAGGGCCCGUGAACCACGGCAGCGCCGAGAGUCCAUCGACUGCCAAAGAUGGCGAUCCGGAUCCGAUUGCGGUUGCUAACAGUGUACGUGCGAUGUCUUGGUCCGGUUGAUUGAAGACGAAACUAAUUGGAUGUCCAGAUGCUGUUGAGAUCUCAUAGUUCUUGAGCAUUUCAUUGGACGAAGGAAACCUUUUGGCUCCUUUUCAGCUACGCAUCAGCGCAAGUGUGCAGCGUUUGUUUUUGGGGUUUCAUUUUGCAAGGCACUCAGGGCAGGAGCUGUAUGGAAGGAUAAUUGGCAUACGUCUUUCGUGGGUUGAUGCUUAUGACACGGCGUCGUACUAGGGAGAUGCCAUAAGAUUCUGGUGCCUGGUUAACGACGUUUUCAAACGGCAGCAUUGCCUCUCUUGGCUUGGGGAUAGCCAUUGAGGAUAGGCGAACCGCGGCCCGAGGGACAGGAACGGGUGCGAGUGAAGGACUAGGGUUCUAUGGCUAGAGUCGAUAAAUCGCUCAUACUGUACGUCUCCGCUGGGUGAAGUUUGCUCACAAAGUGGCACAUGACUGGGACGAGUACAAGAGCACGCACAGUACUUUCGAAAGAUCUGCCCGGAGCUUGCGAACGAGCCCUACGACGGCGACGAGAAUUGAAGAGCCCACGUCUGGCUCGUCGCUGUCCACAUGAUUGAUGAUGAUCGAGCAGCUCGCGGCCGUUUUGGGACAUUGUGGGCGAGCAGCUAGGACGGAAUUGCCCCAGAUAUCACUUAUGUAAUCUACAUUUGAAAGCAUCACCUUCCAAACUACGAGUGCC
Molecule: messenger RNA, 5309 nt
Organism: Exophiala xenobiotica
Lineage: Eukaryota; Fungi; Ascomycota; Eurotiomycetes; Chaetothyriales; Herpotrichiellaceae
Exons: 2
Coding region: 647-4615 (1322 amino acids)
Biological process (GO): phosphorylation; phosphorelay signal transduction system; cellular hyperosmotic response
Cellular component (GO): membrane
Molecular function (GO): phosphorelay sensor kinase activity
Source: RefSeq, a predicted model, not a curated record